CCGCAACCGCUGUCCGGUGGCGCCGUUGCCUCCAGUUCCAGUUCCAGGCUCGCGCGGCCCCACCCCGGCUCCGACCCCUUCCCGGCGGCAUCCCCGCCCGAGCCAGCAACCUUUGUACUGGCGCGUUUCCACCCUGUCUCCCUGCCCAGUCCCCACCCCGGAGUCCUCGCUCCCAAGGGUUUCGAGCUCUCGCCGCGGCGCGGGCAAUGGCGACGCGGGGCUGGGAGCGCUGGUAGACUACUAGAUUCUCAUCACGCGGAAGCUUGUUGCCACCUCGCCAUCGCGGGGUAUGGGGAGCAACGGCAAGGUGUGGGAGGAGGCGGGAGUGGGCGGCGGCGUUCGGAGGCGGAAGGGUGGCUCGGAGGCGGCGGGCGCGGGCGCGUCGUCCUCCUUCGCCGAGGGGAUGGGGGAGUUUGUGCUGAGCUCCAUGGACGCCAGGUUUUCCGGAUCGGUCGACAGAGAUGAGUUGUUCGUCUCGUCGCGGCAGCCCGUAUUUGGGCAUAGCAAAUCGACAGCUGCAAGUUCUGGUAUUUGUAAAGGGCAAGAACACACUUUUGUAAGAUCAUACUCUGAUAGGUUGCUGAAGUGUGACCUCACUUUGGAUAUGCUAUCGGAAAAUGAGAAGGAGAAUUUGCGAGAAGCAGUGUUUCCAGACAAAUAUAAAUGUUGUCUCGAAAUAUCCAUGUUUUUUCUUUUUUGGGGUUUAUUUGUACAUGGCCAUUUGUGUUAUAGCUAUUUAUUGUUGUUUGGUGCUCCAGAUAAAGAUAUUUGAGAAGCUGGUAAAGUUCCAGAAUGAUGGUACCGUGGAGGUAGAUGUGACACGUAGUGCUCUUGUUACCUCAGAACUCUCAGAGAUUGACGCUUUUGGUUAUGUACCACGUGAUAUUGAAGAAGUUACACCUGGAAUCACCAAGUCAGUCCCAAAGCUGAAGAUUGCCAUACUUGUAGUUGGAACCCGAGGGGAUGUUCAGCCUUUUAUAGCAUUAGCUAAAAGACUUCAGGAAUUUGGUCAUUAUGUUAGACUGGCAACUCAUGUCAAUUUCCAUACUUUCGUGAAGUCAGCUGGCAUUGAUUUUUACCCAUUGGGUGGUGACCCUCGGAUUAUGGCUCAGUACAUGACAAAAAACAAAGGGUUUUGCCUGGCUGCACCAACAGAGAUUUACGCUCAAAGAAAGCAACUUAAGGAAAUUAUCUUCUCAGUUCUACCUGCAUGCACAGAACCUGAUUUGGAUACUGGAACACCAUUCAGAGCUCAGGCAAUAAUAGCAAAUCCUCCUGCUUAUGGUCAUCUGCACAUUGCUGAGGCACUUGGAAUACCUCUGCAUAUCUUCUUCACUUUUCCAUGGACGCCAACCGAUGAAUUUCCACAUCCAUUGGCACGAAUGCCUCAGAGUGCAACCUACAGGCUAUCGUAUCUUAUUCUGGAUUUAAUAAUUUGGUGGGGCACCAGGGGAUUCAUAAAUGAUUUCAGGAAGAAAUUAAAUUUGCCCCCUAUUGCUUACUUCAGCACAUACCAUGGAUCUAUAUCUCACUUACCUACUGGAUACAUGUGGAGCCCUCAACUUAUGCCAAAGCCAAAAGACUGGGGCCCUCUAGUAGAUGUUGUGGGAUAUUGCUUCUUAAAUCUUGGAACAAAGUAUCAACCACCACCGGAGCUAUCACAGUGGCUUCAACAGGGGCCCAAGCCAAUAUACAUUGGUUUUGGUAGCAUGCCUCUUGAUGAUGAGAAGAAAGUCACUGCUACCAUUUUGGAUGCAUUAAGAGAAACAGGACAAAGGGGGGUCAUUAGCCGUGGUUGGGGAGCUCUUGGAAGUUUUUCAGAAGUUCCAGUGGAUGUCUUCAUCUUGGAGGAUUGCCCUCACGACUGGCUAUUUCCUCACUGUGCUGCAGUGGUGCAUCAUGGUGGAGCAGGUACUACAGCCGCAGGGCUGAUAGCCGGGUGUCCUACCACAGUAGUGCCAUUCUUUGGAGACCAGUUCUUCUGGGCUGAGAGAGUUCAUGCACGAGGAGUGGGUCCUGCACCUAUACCUAUAGCAGCGCUCACAGUUGAGGCACUUUCCAAUGCAAUAAGAUUCAUGCUUGAUCCUGAGGUAAAAUCACGAGCAAUGGAACUGGCGAUAGCAAUAGGGAAUGAGGAUGGCGUGGCGGCUGCUGUAGACGCAUUUCACCGACAUCUGCCUCCGGAGUUGCCACUUGCUCCACCUGCACAUGUAGAGGAAGAACGCAUAGACUUCUUCCAAUGGUUUUCCCGAGCCCUAGAAAAGUGCUGUUCUCCAUUCAAUUUUUAGUUGUGAUUCACAUUUUAGGUAGUUAAUAUUUAUUCAUUCAUGGGUUGAAAAAUAAAACACAAUCUUCAGAAAGGAGUGGAAUAAAUGGUGGUUUACGCCGAGGGUGUUUCCCCCCUUCGCAUCCCAAUAUCCCAUCGUGGAUGCAAUAACAAUAAACAGGAUUGUGGUGUUUAUAGCUUUGCCACUAUAAAUGGUUAGGCAACUGGAGUUGUAUACAUUAUUACAUUCAGAAUUUGUUGUUGGUCUGAAAAUUUUGUACUACAA
This is a messenger RNA of Panicum virgatum (switchgrass), 2552 nucleotides long. Its product is annotated as sterol 3-beta-glucosyltransferase UGT80B1-like. NCBI's taxonomy places the organism in Eukaryota, Viridiplantae, Streptophyta, Magnoliopsida, Poales, Poaceae. The coding region runs from base 618 to 2288 and encodes 556 amino acids. Gene Ontology annotation, molecular function: UDP-glycosyltransferase activity; hexosyltransferase activity. The transcript has 14 exons. Gene Ontology annotation, biological process: carbohydrate metabolic process. The record is from RefSeq and is a predicted model, not a curated record.